GCCGGGGAUGGCGGAUUCGUGCCGGAACCUCACCUACGUGCGGGACUCGGUGGGCCCGGCCACCAGCACCAUGAUGUUCGUGGCGGGCGUGGUGGGCAACGGCCUGGCGCUGGGCAUCUUGGGGGCGCGGCGGCGGUCGCGCCCCUCGGCCUUCGCUGUGCUGGUCACCGGGCUGGCGGUCACCGACCUGCUGGGCACGUGCUUCCUGAGCCCGGCCGUGUUCGUGGCCUACGCCCGCAACAGCUCGCUGCUGGGCCUGGCCCGGGGCCGCCCGGCGCUGUGCGACGCCUUCGCCUUCGCCAUGACCUUCUUCGGCCUGGCCUCCACGCUCAUCCUCUUCGCCAUGGCCGUGGAGCGCUGCCUGGCGCUCAGCCACCCCUACCUCUACGCCCAGCUGGACGGGCCCCGCCGCGCCCGCCUGGCGUUGCCGGCCAUCUACGUCUUCUGCAUGGUCUUCUGCUCGCUGCCCCUCCUGGGCCUGGGCCAACACCAGCAGUACUGCCCCGGCAGCUGGUGCUUCAUCCGCAUGCGCUCGGCCGAGCCGGGCGGCUGCGCCUUCUCGCUGGCCUACGCCGGCCUCGUGGCCCUGCUGGUGGCCGCCAUCGUCCUCUGCAAUGGCUCCGUCGCCCUCAGCCUCUGCCGCAUGUACCGCCAGCAGAGGCGCCACCAGGGUUCGCUGCUCCUCGGCCCCCGGGCGGGCGAGGACGAGGUUGACCACCUGAUUCUGCUGGCCCUCAUGACGGGCAUCAUGGCCGUGUGCUCCCUGCCUCUCACGAUCCGUGGCUUCACCCAGGCCAUCGCCCCGGACAGCAGUGAGAUGGGAGACCUCCUGGCCUUCCGGUUCAAUGCCUUCAACCCCAUUCUGGAUCCCUGGGUCUUUAUCCUCUUCCGCAAGUCCGUCUUCCAGCGGCUGAAGCUCUGGUUCUGUUGCCUGUACUCGAGGCCUGCCCAAGGCGACUCUCGGACAUCCCUCUCUCGGUCUGCCUCAGGGAGGAAGGACUCAAGCGCCCCCCCUGCUCUCGAGGGGAGAAAGGGGAACUGGGUGCCUUUAUCAGCCUGGGGCGAGGGGCAGGGGGCGCCCUUGCCAGCCGCACAGCCACCCACCAGCACCGUGGGAACACCCUCCAAACCGGGGUCCGAGGCAGCCUGCUCCCUCUGCUGACAUCUGCCCGGUGAUCUUCCGCCCUGUCUUCCGGCCGCAGCUGCCAGAUAUUCAGGGACAUGACCGAUGGCUGCGGGCGGAUCAGCCUAGGGAUGGUUCCUGGAGCCCUGCCGGCCGGAACAUGGACCCUCUGGAUUCAGGGGAUGAUCAGCUGCUAUUUCUCCUUCCUCUGGGUGGCCACGAGGGGCUGCAGGAGGAGGGAGAUGUGGAAAGGAAUUAUCCUGGAACAUAAAAAGAACAGUUCUCUCAAAAUAUCCGGCGGCUUGGCUGGCCUGGUCUGGCCCUCACUUGCCCAUCCAUCUCACUGUCUAAAUAUUUAGAAGGCAGAAAUGUUCCCAGCGGCUUCUGUGCGCUCAGGUCUGCUCUGGUUAGGGUUCUGCCUCUGAUCUUCCUUCAUUCAGGGUGCCCCUGAUGCCCACCCCAAGGCCCCAGCGGACACCCCUAAGCCCGGCUCUGCGUUGAUGGGGGGAGUUCCCCAAGAGCCACCCUCUCUCUGCCUCAUGAAAGUCUGGGGUUCCCUGACAAGUUCCCUGUCUCCCUUUCCUUCCGAUUCCCCAUUGGACUUGGGAGGCCUGGUCCACCCCCCUCCCCACCAGGGCAGAAGGGGUGACUGUUGCCUUGGGAGUGACACCACUGGACAGUUGCCUGAGAAAAACUGCAUGGCUUGGUGAGUUGCAAGAUGUGGAUGGCGGGUGGCAGGAGAAGCUGGAGAAUGAUGGGGUGGGAGCUACAGAACCUAGGGAUGGCCCAAGAACUCAGACCUAAGUCCUGUACCUAUCCUUGGAUAAAUAGCUGCCCCCCCCCAACUGCCCCUGCAGAGCCUGACCUCACGCCCUGUGUCCUCAGAACCCUCGCAAAAAUGUUAUCCAUCCAUUCAUUCAUUCAACAAAUAGUGAGCCCUGAAUCUACCAGGUGCUGGGGACACACAAACCAGUCUCAGCCCCACCUGGGACUCUUCUAGGGUAAUUUCCAGCCUUCAAUUCCCCUUCUGAUAGCCGGGGCUUUUCCACCCAAUCCACCCCUCUCUCCUCACAGCCAUCCUCUGCCGAACUCAAGGGUUUUCCAGGAGUGAGCAUGAAAGGAAGUGGUGCUUCGGGUGGUGGGAGGAGGUGAAUGGGAAAGCCCCCAGACUCUCCCCCGCCCUGAUUCCACUUUCUCACUUGCUUCAGGGUUAAAGCAAUCAUUCUGCCUCUGGGAGGGGUGAGGGUGGGGGUGGGUGGUGGAAUAGAUGAGGCAAGAACUUCCUAUAAAGACGGGCGGCUAAAGUGAGUCCUCCACCUCGUGAGUUGCACCCUCUUCACCCCAACCUGCUAUUAUUAGAGCCACUCUACAUAGGCUGGAAUAAAGGUCCAGAGAGGGCAAUCACCAGCCCCAGGUCACACAGCGAGAAGAAAGAGCAGCCUGCAGGUGGAGCUGUUUUUUUUUUUUUUUCUCCUUUGGCUGUGUUGUGCAGUUUGUGGGAUCUUAGUUCCCCAUUCAAAUCCAGGACUCUGCAGUGCAAGAGUGGAGUCCUAACCACUGGACCGCCAGGGAAUUCCCUGGUUUACCUUUUUAUCUCCUUAAUCCAGAUUGGGUUAGUGAGAUUGCCUUGGUUUCCUUUAGAAUGGUGAUCGUAAUCUAGUACUUAAUUUACAGGGCUGGCUGAGGAUUAAAUGAUUCAAUUGAAUCAUUAAAAAGCAAUUUAGCAUAAGACCUGGAGUAAAGCCCACAAUAUGUGUUACUGUUACUGCUGCUAUUGCCGUGGCUAUUGGUAUUUGUUGUCUUUGGCAUCUGAGCACAUGUGGCUUGAAAACAAAACUUUUCUCCAUUGUUCUGACAUUGUUCCACACCCGCCCCACAACCCCAAGUCACUUUGUUUCAUUUGAAGGAGUGGCUGUGAGAGUUAAAAAUAGAUCAAGAUGACUGCUUAAUGGGUAGGGGUUUCCUUUUGGGGGAAUGAAAAUAUCCUGGAACUAGAGAGUGAUGGUGGUUGUACAAUGUCGUCAACGUACUAAAUGUCACUGAAUUGUACAUUUUGAGAUGGUUAAAAUGGUACAUUUUGUGUUAUGGGUAUUUUACCACAAUUUGAAAAAAAAAAAAAAAGCAUGUAAUACUGGAAAAAAAUUGAGGAAGUUUAGAAACUUUUUUAGCAGUCUUGCCAGAGUCAUAUUGUAUCGCUUGAAUUUAAUAAUAAACAUGUUGACUUGUACCAAAAUAAACCAGAAAACAGGUCAAGCAACAUCA
Messenger RNA from Odocoileus virginianus texanus, 3385 nucleotides. RefSeq names its product prostaglandin I2 receptor (gene PTGIR). Gene Ontology annotation, biological process: adenylate cyclase-activating G protein-coupled receptor signaling pathway; negative regulation of smooth muscle cell proliferation; positive regulation of cytosolic calcium ion concentration. Gene Ontology annotation, molecular function: prostacyclin receptor activity. Lineage: Eukaryota; Metazoa; Chordata; Mammalia; Artiodactyla; Cervidae. Gene Ontology annotation, cellular component: plasma membrane. The record is from RefSeq and is a predicted model, not a curated record.